Arabidopsis thaliana (thale cress) is the source of this 517-nucleotide messenger RNA. Its product is annotated as S locus-related glycoprotein 1 (SLR1) binding pollen coat protein family. Bases 69 to 311 code for a protein of 80 amino acids. NCBI's taxonomy places the organism in Eukaryota, Viridiplantae, Streptophyta, Magnoliopsida, Brassicales, Brassicaceae. The transcript has 2 exons. Gene Ontology annotation, cellular component: extracellular region. The record is from RefSeq and is marked reviewed.
UAUCACCCAAGUUUCUAUAAACAGAAAGAAACAUUUUAUUAAGCUUAAGAAAAAAAAAAAACUACGAAAUGGCAAAGACCUUCAGCUCCAUCUGCUUCACCACUCUUUUGCUCGUUGUCUUGUUCAUCUCUACCGAAAUCCCGAAGAGCGAGGCUCACUGUGAUCACUUUUUGGGGGAAGCCCCAGUGUACCCAUGUAAGGAAAAAGCUUGUAAAUCCGUAUGUAAGGAGCACUACCACCACGCAUGUAAAGGAGAGUGCGAGUAUCAUGGCCGCGAAGUGCAUUGCCACUGCUACGGUGAUUAUCACUGACGAUUUACUAAUAAACUCUUAUGCAAUAUAAAAAAGAUAAAAUCGUAUCUCUCUCUAUAUAUAUGAUGUAAGUGUAAGUUGUUUGUUUUCAAAUAAAACAAUAGGAAGAAGCUGACGAUUGUUUCCUCCCUAUACGUCUAUAGUAAUAUCAUGUUGUAUCCUGUUUCGUUUUAAGUAAUAAUAAACUUGAUUAUGUUUUGUGUCUA